AUGGAACUGUAUGAGUAUGUCAUUGAAGCAUUGGAUACAAUUUCGGAAUGGGACGAUAACGAUACUUCGAAUAAAGCAAGACGUCUUAGAAGUUCUAUUUUAGAUAUAGAGUUUGUGAUAUCAUUAUUCGUACUAAACAAAGGUUUUAGUAUAGGUUUACCACUUUCAAAGUUCCUACAAAAACCAAAUAUUGAUCUUAAAUUGGCUGUACAAUUAGCAAACGAUACACAAAAAGAAUUACAAGAAAUUCGAACACACGCCGAUGAUGUUUUCAAGGAAAUAUUUGAAGAAGUAAAAGUAGUAGCCGAAAAAUUUGAUAUUGAAAUUAAAAUUCCGAGAUUAACAAAAAAACAAACUAAUAGAUGCAAUAUACCAUUAAAUACUCCGGAACAAUAUUAUCGAGCAUCAAUUUUUAUUCCUUAUCUUGACAAAUUUAUUACAGAGUUAGAAGAAAGGUUCAAUGUUCAUCGUUCGAUUUUAUCAGGUUUCGAUUCUCUAUUUAGGGAAAAUGGUCCCAUCGAAGAUAUUAUAAUUCUUUCAAAUAAAUAUAUUGAAGAUUUACAGAAUGAUGGAUCUCAAAAUCAAAUUAUUGAAGCAGAAUACAAAUUAUGGCAGAGAAAACUGAUGCAAACAACAGAGAAACCAAAUAAUGCUGUAGAGGCUAUGGCUAUGUGUAACCAGUUAAUUUAUCCAAAUAUAUUUAAACUUCUUCAAAUCUUAGUCACACUUCCUGUUUCCUCUGCAACAAAUGAAAGAACAUUUUCAAAUUUAAAAAGAAUUAAAACAUAUCUAAGGAAUUCCAUGUCAGAGGGAAGAUUGAACGGUUUAGCGAUGUUAUCAAUAAAUAAAAACUACUCAAUAAAACCGGAAGAAGUUAUUGAAGAACUGGCGAGAAAAAAAAGACGUUUACCUUAUUAUAAAAAACUCUUAAUUUGUAUUAAUAAAUCAUAA
Molecule: messenger RNA, 951 nt
Organism: Macrosiphum euphorbiae (potato aphid)
Lineage: Eukaryota; Metazoa; Arthropoda; Insecta; Hemiptera; Aphididae
Source: the annotation of a GenBank genome assembly